Messenger RNA from Cavia porcellus (domestic guinea pig), 2989 nucleotides. RefSeq names its product ArfGAP with dual PH domains 2 (gene Adap2). NCBI's taxonomy places the organism in Eukaryota, Metazoa, Chordata, Mammalia, Rodentia, Caviidae. Gene Ontology annotation, biological process: heart development; positive regulation of GTPase activity. The transcript has 11 exons. The record is from RefSeq and is a predicted model, not a curated record. Gene Ontology annotation, molecular function: GTPase activator activity; phosphatidylinositol-3,4,5-trisphosphate binding; phosphatidylinositol bisphosphate binding. Gene Ontology annotation, cellular component: intracellular membrane-bounded organelle; cytoplasm; plasma membrane. Bases 559 to 1704 code for a protein of 381 amino acids.
GUCCAAUCCUCAGCAUCAGGGCAAGUCUCCCCCUCCUCCUCCCUCCAAAAGAAAGGAAAGAGAAAAGGUGCAGAUACUGGUUUUAGGAGCCAUUAGAGUCACAGACCUAAUCUGCUGACGUUGAACUGUCUAGUGUUUGGCAUCAGAGGGUGGAACUGGCACAAGUACUGUAUAUAAAUCGCCCCAGUGCGAGGUAGCCAAAGGGAAGGCCGGAUCCUGGAUAGGGUGAGGGGAGCUCCGCGGGAGGCGGCUUGUUCCUGCAGCCUCACGUCUCAGUGGGUGUAAGAUCUUGCAUCAGUAGAGCGCUUGAUCAGAAGUUAGAUUGUUCAACUUUCCCCAAGGGCCUUGAGACAAAGGCAUAAACCCGUCUCCUCUCUGCCGGCGAUGGAAACUGAGGCCCAGAGAGGCUGAGCCGGCAGCGAACCGCGCGCAGCGCACCGCGGGGACCCGACGCCGCGCCUGUGCCGAGGCGGGGCGGAAGGGCCGCGGGGGCGGGGCGGCCUGCGUGGCCGCGGCCCGGACGGCGCCGCUGAGCCCGUGGAGCCCGGCGGGCCGGCCAUGGGCGACCGCGAGCGCAACAAGAAGCGGCUGCUGGAGCUGCUGCACGCGGCGGACACCGGCAACGCGCGCUGCGCCGACUGCGGGGCGCCAGAUCCCGACUGGGCAUCCUACAAGCUGGGGAUCUUUAUCUGUCUCCACUGCUCUGGCGUCCACCGCAACUUCCCCGACAUCAGCAAAGUCAAAUCCGUGAGGCUUGACUUCUGGGAUGACCACAUUGUGGAGUUCAUGAGCCACAAUGGAAACCUGCGUGUGAAGGCCAAGUUCGAAGCCAGAGUCCCAGCUUUCUACUACAUCCCCCAGGCCAAUGACUGCCUGGUCUUAAAGGAGCAAUGGAUUCGAGCUAAGUAUGAGAGGCAGGAGUUUAUGGCUGAUGGGAAACCGCUCCUCCCCCCAGGUAACCGAGAAGGAAUCCUGUGGAAGCGGGGAAGGGACAAUGGACAGUAUCUACGGAGGAGGUUUGUCCUGCUGGCAGGAGAAGGUCUCCUCAAGUACUACACCAAGGAUCAGGAUAAAGGCCCCAAAGCUGUCAUCAGUAUCAAGGACUUGAAUGCUACUUUCCAAACAGAGAAGAUAGGACACCCCCACGGGCUGCAGAUCACUUACGGCAGAGAGAACCACACCCGGAACCUGUUCCUGUACCAUGAGAGUGGGAAGGAGAUCGUGGACUGGUUCAAUGCUCUCCGAGCAGCCCGCCUGCAGUACCUAAAAAUGGCCUUUCCUGACCUCUCCGAGGCUGAGCUCGUGCCCCUCAUCACCAGGAACUACCUCAAACAAGGCUUCAUGGAGAAGACUGGACCCAAGCAGAGAGAGCCUUUCAAGAAAAGGUGGUUUGCCCUGGAUCCCCAGGAGCGGAGGCUGCUUUAUUAUAAGAACCCACUGGAUGCCUUCGAGCAGGGCCAGGUUUUGCUUGGGAGCAAGGAGCAGGGAUACGAAGUCCAUGAAGAGCUGCCCAAGGGCAUCCGAGGGAAUCGCUGGAAAGCUGGCCUCACCAUAGUCACCCCCCACCGAAGAUUUGUCCUCACCUGCCCCACCGAGAAGGAGCAGCGGGAGUGGCUGGAGAGUUUGCGGGAUGUCCUGUCCAGCCCUUUGACACCCCUCCACCUCCUGUGUGUACAUACAGAGAGUGGGCACAGCAACAGGUGACCUUUGGCUGGCCACCUGGUGAGAAGGAGAAGUUCUUACUUUGCCCCACGCUCCCAGCAAGAGUGCCCCAAAGCCUGCAGCCAUCCCCAGCAGUGAACUGUGCCGAGACAAGAGCUAUGAUUCAUCUUCCUGCUCCCUGGGCCUUCUGCACUGCCCAGCUUCUGAGAGCUGAGGCUCCAGCACAGAGACGAAUACCUGCCACCCACAACACAUGCAGGCUCAAGGUGUCAUGGGCUCCAGAGCUUUCUCAGAUCUGAAAUGGGCACACUGAAAUGAAGAGGCACCCACAGCAUUGGGCAAAUGGCAUCUUGCCACCUCCCCCUUCCCAAAAAAGUUAAAGUUUAAUCUGAAUCUGCUGAACAACCAGCCUGGACUCUUCAAUGAUACAGUCUGGAAAUUUUAUUAUUUUUGAUACCAGGAACCAAACUUGGGACCUAACUUACAGGGCAGGUGCUGUGUCUCUGAGCUAUAUAUCCUGGCCCUUAGUCUGGAAAUUUUAGAUUAAAGGGGACUAAAAAUUGGCAAUCAGGGGCUGGGGAUCUAGCUCAGCGGCAUAAGCACCUGCCUUGCAAGCAGGCGGUCGUGAGUUCAAUCCCUGGUACCGAUAAAAGAAAAAAAAAAUAGAAUUGGCAAUCAAAUGCAAUUCAUGAUUCUUGGUUGGAUCCUGGAUUUUAAAAAAAAAAAAAGCAAUACCAACUAUUGCCCUGGUGCAGUGGUGAAUACCUGAAAUCUCAGCACUCUGGGAGGCUGAGACAGGAAAACAAUCAAGUUUGAGCUUAGCCUGGACUUAGUGAGACUCUGUCUCAAAGUUUAAAAAUAAGGAGUUGGGGAUAUAAUUCAGUGUGAAGCCUCCAGGUUCAACCCCCACUACUACCAAAAGCAAACAGCUGUACAGUGUAUAGCUUACAUGAUUGAGGAAAUUAUAUAUAUAUAUGCAUAUAUGGAUGACUAUUGGCUUAACAAUACUGUAAGACCGUGAUGAUCAUGAUGCUUGUAUGGGAGAAAUGCAGCUGAGGUAAACUGUGGUAAUGCCUAUCACAAACUCUUAAAUGGUCCAAUGAAACCUAAGUGAACAAAUACAUGUACAUGAACAGAAUGUAUAUGUGUAUGUAUAUACAGAUACAAGUAUUAUAUAUGAAGGGGAGAGGAGAUCACGGGGUAAAAUGUUAGUGACUGAAAAAUCUAGAUGAAGUAUAUGUGGGCAUUUAUUUUCCUAUUCGUGCAAAUUUUAUAUAAAGAUUUUAAAGUUUUCAUAUUAAAAAGUUGAGAAACUUCAAUUUAAAAA